Strongyloides ratti is the source of this 585-nucleotide messenger RNA. RefSeq lists its product as hypothetical. The transcript has 2 exons. Lineage: Eukaryota; Metazoa; Nematoda; Chromadorea; Rhabditida; Strongyloididae. The coding region runs from base 1 to 585 and encodes 194 amino acids. The record is from RefSeq and is a predicted model, not a curated record.
AUGGAGAAGAAACAGCAAGAGAUUCAACAAUUAAAUUCAAAAUCUCAACAACAGCAGGCAAUAUUUAUUGUUGGAGAAAGUUCAGUAAAAUAUAAUACAAUAACAAUAAAUACCAAUGAUGGAAAUUGUAUCAAUGAUAAUAACAAAAGUAAUGAUACUAUUACUAACAAAGGAAAUGAAUAUUUAAUGGAAGAUGAUUUAUCAUUAUCACCAGAACAAAGACUUUACGCCAAGAAAUGUAGAAUAUUAAAAGUUAAAUAUCAAGAAAUUUUAAAUUCAAGUUAUAGAUUACGCAAUCGUCUUUACAAAGUAAGGAAACAAAUAAUAUAUUUAGGAAAAUUGAAACGUGUUCUCUUUCAAACACUUCACUCUCAGAAGGAUAAUUUUAUGGAUACUUGUCUUGAGAUUCCUGAUGAUGAUAAUUAUAAUGAAGAAGUUGAUGAAAUAAUAGGGAAUGUUCUUAAUAGUACAGCAAUAAAACCGCCGACAAUUGUUGGUGGUAAAAAAAGAAAAAUUGAUAAUGGUAAAAAAAAAGUUAUUGCUGAUAUUAAAAUUGAAAUGUUACCUGAAAAGAAGGAUUCUUAA